AAAUGGAGGAAGAUGAUGACUAUGUGGAAUAUGUUUCUGUGGCCAAGCGGAGAGCCAUGGAAGCACAAAAGAUUCUCCAGCGCAAAGGAAAAUCUUCUGCGUUUGAGGAUGAAACAGAGAAAGCAAAACUUGCCGAGGCAAAACCCAGUUUACUUGUUAAGGCUUCCCAGCUUAAGCGGGACCAGCCAGAGAUCAGUCCCACUGAACAGAUUGUCCAACAGGAGAAAGAAAUGAUUGAACACUUGUCAGACAGGAAAACAUUGAUGUCUGUCCGUGAACUUGCGAAAGGAAUAAUUUAUACAGAGCCACUGUUCACAGGAUGGAAGCCUCCUCUGCGGAUUAGAAGGAUGUCGAGAAAUGAGUGUGAUUCCAUUCGGAAGCAAUGGCACAUAAUAGUUGACGGUGAUGAUAUCCCCCCACCAAUCAAAAAUUUCAAGGAUAUGAAGUUUCCUGAGCCAAUCCUGAACAAGUUGAAAGCUAAAGGAAUUAUAAAACCAACACCUAUUCAAGUUCAGGGACUUCCUGUUAUCUUGUCAGGAAGGGAUAUGAUAGGGAUUGCAUUUACAGGUUCUGGGAAAACAUUGGUCUUUGUGCUACCAUUAAUAAUGGUGGCAUUGCAAGAAGAAAUGAUGAUGCCAAUAAUUCCUGGAGAAGGGCCAUUUGGAUUGAUAAUUUGCCCAUCUAGAGAACUUGCUAGGCAGACUUACGAGGUUGUGGAGCAAUUUUUGAUUCCCUUGAGGAAGCUGAGACCAUUGCUUUGCAUUGGUGGUGUAGACAUGCGGUUACAGUUGGAGGUUGUUAAGAAGGGUGUGCAUAUAGUUGUUGCCACCCCUGGUAGGUUGAAGGACAUGCUUGCAAAGAAGAAGAUGAACCUUAAUAAUUGCAGGUAUUUGACUCUUGACGAGGCAGAUAGAUUGGUGGAUCUAGGUUUUGAAGAUGACAUAAGAGAAGUGUUUGACCAUUUCAAAGCUCAAAGACAGACCCUUCUAUUUUCUGCCACCAUGCCCAAGAAGAUUCAAAAUUUUGCUAGAAGUGCUUUAGUUAAGCCUGUUACUGUUAAUGUGGGAAGGGCUGGAGCAGCAAAUCUUGAUGUGAUCCAAGAGGUGGAGUAUGUGAAACAAGAGGCAAAGAUUGUGUACCUUCUUGAGUGCUUGCAAAAGACCCCACCUCCAGUUCUAAUAUUCUGUGAGAAUAAAGCUGAUGUGGAUGAUAUUCAUGAAUAUCUUCUUUUGAAAGGAGUUGAAGCUGUUGCAAUUCAUGGAGGCAAGGAUCAAGAGGAGAGAGAAUAUGCCAUUUCAACCUUCAAAGCAGGCAAGAAAGAUGUCCUGCAUGUUAUCAAUUAUGACAUGCCUGCUGAAAUUGAGAACUACGUCCAUAGGAUUGGACGAACUGGAAGAUGUGGCAAAACUGGAAUAGCUACAACCUUCAUUAACAAGAAUCAGAGUGAGACAACACUUCUUGAUUUGAAGCACUUGUUGCAAGAAGCAAAGCAGAGAAUUCCUCCUGUCCUAGCUGAGCUUAACGAUCCAAUGGAUGAUGUUGAUGCCAUCAUCAGUGCUAGUGGAGUUAAAGGAUGUGCUUACUGUGGCGGACUUGGCCACCGAAUACGUGAUUGUCCCAAGUUAGAGCAUCAGAAAAGCCAAGCUAUUGCUAGCUCAAGGAGGGACUAUUUUGGAUCAGGAGGUUAUAGAGGGGAAAUGUGUAGUAUAGACUGGGGA
Thlaspi arvense is the source of this 1718-nucleotide messenger RNA. Lineage: Eukaryota; Viridiplantae; Streptophyta; Magnoliopsida; Brassicales; Brassicaceae. The record is from the annotation of a GenBank genome assembly.